AUGCCGUCCAAACGGUAUGAAACUGGGUUGGUAUUCUUGAGAGGCUGGAGGAAAUUCGACGUAGACGACUUGGUUGAAUACCGCACACCCAAUUGUCUUCAGGGCUUCGCUCCAGCCGUAUCAAACGACAUAGUCUGGAACAACGAGCAGGUUCAAGACUUCUACAGCCCGCUCCAAGGUAAAGUGAUGAAAUCCUUAUCCCUUACUGUGAAGGAGGUCUUUGAGGACAAUAAAGACAACAAAAUGGCUGUUUGGUUGAACAAUCGUGUUGAAUUUGGGCAAGAUGUCGGAGUUGCAGGGGGUGGAUACAUCAUGAUGUUAUGGUUCGACGAGAAACAGGAAAAGGUUACGAAAUUCAUCGAAUAA
This is a messenger RNA of Rhinocladiella mackenziei CBS 650.93, 366 nucleotides long. RefSeq lists its product as uncharacterized. The record is from RefSeq and is a predicted model, not a curated record. The transcript has a single exon. NCBI's taxonomy places the organism in Eukaryota, Fungi, Ascomycota, Eurotiomycetes, Chaetothyriales, Herpotrichiellaceae. The coding region runs from base 1 to 366 and encodes 121 amino acids.